Messenger RNA from Tremella mesenterica DSM 1558, 1245 nucleotides. RefSeq lists its product as uncharacterized. NCBI's taxonomy places the organism in Eukaryota, Fungi, Basidiomycota, Tremellomycetes, Tremellales, Tremellaceae. Bases 1 to 1245 code for a protein of 414 amino acids. The record is from RefSeq and is a predicted model, not a curated record. The transcript is spliced from 5 exons. Gene Ontology annotation, molecular function: 3'-5'-RNA exonuclease activity.
AUGGGAAAGUCAACACUUAUCAGCCAGCACCAAAGCAGUGCUCGCAGUAAUUGCGCAAAGUUUUGUACAAACGGCGGGUCUGCGGAUCUGCGGAUGGGGAUUUGCGGGAAUCUUACAAGCGCCACGACGUCACAGAAACGUAUGGCACGCCUAUCAACCAAAUCUAUAGCGGGGGAAAUUGGCAGAAAAUUCGAUGGGGAUCGUGAUCACCCAGUACCCAUACCCCCACAUGGGGCCGUUCCACCUAGCAAGAAAUUCUUUAGAGGACCUUACGAUCAACUUCCUUGGGCGGAAAGACGAUCAAGGAUGAUUGAUGCUCUUCUUUCUCUUGGGGAUUUAGACAUUGUUGCAUUCCAAGAAGUAUACAAAAACCAAUUGGACGACAUACAAACCCUCCUGGGACCUGAAUACUCACACGUGGGAGUCGGGAGAGACGAUGGUAUUGAAGCUGGUGAAUAUAGUCCUAUAUUCUAUGAUUCAACCCGAUUCGUAUUAUUGAAAUGGACAACGAAAUGGUUAUCGCCAACACCUGAUAGACCUUCAAAAGGCUGGGAUGCGAAUUUACCUAGAAUCAUGACACUUCUCAGUCUCAAAGACAAAUCUGGGGAGAUAGUACAUGUCGUCAAUACUCAUUGGGACGAUCUAGGAAUUAGGGCCAGAGCUGAAAGUGGUUUGAUGAUGAGACAAGAGAUAUGGAGAUGGGUGAGGGGUAUAGAAGAGAAUGAACAAAUUGGAAGAGGGGUUGUUAUCUUACUUGGAGAUCUCAAUUCUCCUCCUGAAGAAGAAGGCUAUAAAAACCUCACUUCAACCCACGGCAUACCCGGUCAAUCAACAUUCACUUUCCUAGAUACUCACUCUCACAUCAGAACCAGACCCAACGGAAGACAAAGCAAUCCUUAUGGACCUUUACAUACCUAUACAGGAUUCAGCAGGACGGAACGUACGAAAAGGAUUGAUUUCAUUUUUCUCGCUUCUGAUCAAGAUCUUCCCGCUUUCCCUCCAGUCCCGCUCCAAGAGCAUGUUACGAUAGACGAUGGAGAGAAGUCUUCAGACAAGGUGAUUUCGGUAAGAGAAGAGGGGAGAUCAACCUCACAACAAGUGAUAUCGACAGGGAAAACAAGAAUUAGAGGAGGUUAUCAGAUUGACACGUAUGCGGUCAUAGAUAACUUUGUGGAUGGUGAUGUUACAGGUUGGAGGGGAUUAUGGAGUGAUCAUCGUGCUGUUCGAGUGACCAUAAGUUUUUGA